Messenger RNA from Drosophila virilis, 2745 nucleotides. RefSeq names its product organic cation transporter protein. Gene Ontology annotation, molecular function: transmembrane transporter activity. Gene Ontology annotation, biological process: transmembrane transport. Gene Ontology annotation, cellular component: membrane. Lineage: Eukaryota; Metazoa; Arthropoda; Insecta; Diptera; Drosophilidae. The record is from RefSeq and is a predicted model, not a curated record.
ACAAAUUUAUGCAACCCACUGUGGCAACUCUACCAACACAUGCAUACAACUGAUCGCUUGUAUGUGUGCAUAUGCAUGUGUUUGCAUGUGUGUUUUGCAAACUAUUUGGGCGUACAAAACAAAUGUGAACCAAAUGCAUAGAUAUUUAUUUUUUGGAUAACAAAACAUAACACACAACACACAAAACCAACACAACAGGCACACAUACAUGCACACGCACAGAACAAAUUGUGAUACACUACAUUAAGAGUCCAACAGCACGUGGAGUGGUCAGGCAACAACAAAUAGAAGAACAACACACCUAUUCGAGUACAAACCCAUCUAAUUCGUCAUAUACAGUCACUCAGUAAAGGCCACAAUGGAUUUCGAUCAAAUUCUUGCCAAAUGUGGCGACUUCAAUCGCUAUCAGUUCAUGAUACUCGCACUCUUUGGCUUCAUUAAUAUUAUCGUAUCAAUGCAUUACUUUACACAAACUGUGAUUAGUUUCGUGCCGGAUCAUUGGUGCUAUCAUGAAAAGCUGGUUAACAUGACGUAUAAGGAGAUAGCUGACAUCUAUUCCAAAUUCGAGAGUCCCUCGUGCACGCGUCUAGCGGACAUCAAUGCUGGAAAUGUUACGGUCAGCUCUGAGAAGUGCGAACGUUGGAUUUAUAACUAUGACUUUGGCUAUAGAAGCAUGAACACCGAGCUAAACUGGGUCUGUGACUCAGCGUAUAAGGCGCGCAUCGGCCAGUCCCUUUUCUUCAUUGGAUCCGUUGUAGGUACACUAUUCUAUGGCCUGCUGUCUGAUAAAAUUGGACGUGUGCCAGCUUUGAUAUUGUCGAACUUCUGCGGCUUUGCUGGUGAUUUUUCAACCAUCUUUACUAAGAGCGUGGCAACAUUUACGCUAUGCCGUUUCAUAUCGGGCCUGGCGGCCGAUACAAACUUUUACCUCAUGUAUAUUAUAGUUCUCGAAUACAUACGCCCCAGCAUGCGCACUCUGGGUCUCAAUAUGGCUGUGGGUCUGUUCUAUUGCCUGGGCCUGGUGUUUACGCCUUGGCUGGCAGUUUUGGCCGGGCACUGGCAGAUUUACUUGGCCUGCACAUCACUGCCCAUAUUGCUGGUGGUGCUCUACUAUUUUGUGGUGCAGGAGAGCGCACAGUGGCUGGUGACGCGCAAUGAUAUCGAUGGGGCCAUCAUGCGGCUCAAGCGCGUAGCCAGAUUCAAUGGCUGCCAUGUGACGCAGGCGGACUUCGAUGAGUUCAGGCGCCACUGUCAAAUAACACGCGAGAUGCAAGGCGGCGAUGACAAGAAGCAUGCGACGCUAUUGGACAUGUUCAGGACACCACGCAUGCGCAAGAACACGCUGAUUCUCUUCUUCAAGUCAAUGGUGAUUACACUGUGCUACGACGCCGUGUCGCGUAAUGUGGAAGGAAUGGGCAUCUCGCCCUUCAUAAUGUUCUCGUUGAGCGCCCUGGCUGUCCUUCCCUCAAGUAUUUUACUGGUGCUCCUCCAGGAUCGCAUUGGACGCAAGGGCAUGGCGUCGGGCUCGCUGCUUGUCGGCGGCUUGUUCACGGCUGCCGCUGGCAUUGCCAUUGCCUAUCAGCAGCAUAAUCACAAUGCCAUUUUGUUGGCCUGUCUGACGAUUGCAGCGCGCUUCGGCGUGGCCAUUUCGUACGAAUCGGGCUCCCAGUAUGCCACAGAACUGAUACCCACGUGUGUGCGCGGCCAGGGCGUGGCUGCGGUGCAUGUGGCUGGCUUCGCAGCCUCCUUCCUGGCGCCCUAUAUCCUUUGGCUGGGCACCUUCUUCAAGGCAGCGCCCUCUAUUAUAUUGGGCGUACUUUUCUUUGCUGGCUCCUUUGUAUGCCUGCUUUUGCCAGAGACGCUGAACCGGAGUCUACCUACUACAAUUGAGGAGGGCGAGGUCUUUGGUAAGGGCGAACGUAUGUUCGACUUCCCCUGCCUACAGCAUCACGGCGACGACGACUCGGACUCUGAGUUGGAGAAGUACAAACGCAAGCAUUCGCUCAUUGAUGCCAAGCAGCAGAUGGAGUCCGGUCAGUAUACCAAGCGCAAGCAGUCUCUGAUCGAUGCCGAUCGCGAGGAGCAGAGCCUCAAGGAUGCCAAGCAUUGAGCCAAUCUGUAAUGCUAAUGACUAGUUUGUAGUUUAGUUAAACAAUUUUGUAUAGGACCCUAAGUAAGCACUUAAAAUACUUAAACUAACAAACAACAAACACAAUAGCCCCAGGUAAAAAGUUCUAUGACAUUGAAUCUAGAAUCAAACUGUAGCUUGUUCAACGAAAAAAUCCAGCAGCUGUUAUCCCUUUAAAUUAUAAAUAAAUAAUUAAAAUAGGAAGGAAAAGCGCUAAUUCAGCUGUUUAAAUACCUCACAAUCAACAAUUCAAAAAUUAAACGUAAAGUUACAAUAUGUGCGCUCAGCAUCUUGACAUCUUUUUCGAUAUAUAUUCUUUCUAUACGUGCACGCUUACAUGCUAUGCAUAUAUAUUAUGAUAUAUAUAUGAACAUAUAUGUAAUAUUUUAGGCUUGUUUAUCUAUCUAGAUUUGUAAGUAACAAUAUACAAUAUAAAAAUAUAUAUGUAUACAAUAUAUAUAACUCAUAACUUUACUCAAAAACUAGCCUUUGAAAAUAUUUUCCAAAUGUGUGUAAAAUAUCAAAACUGGAAUCGGAAUCGUAUAGUUAACAUUUAAGCGGCACAAUUUCACUUAACUGAAUGAAUUAAAUACGUCAAUACAUUUGUAUGUAAUAGU